CGGUAAACAAACGCCUUGUGCGUCUGCUAUGGUCUUGUGUUGUGUUCUGUAAUGUAGUUCACAAUGUUUAGGGCUGUAAGGAAAGUACGAUUAUUAUGUAAGAGAUGUGAAGCAGUAUCAUAUAUUACAAAAGAAGGAUAUAGGAACUAUGAAGCAAACAAAUCCUGGCAGACGUCUUGUCCAUCUUCUUGGUCACAUCACUAGAAUGAAGAUAAAGUUCACAUAAUGCAGACGAAUAAUGAAGGAUUCAAGACUUGUGAGAAGACCUGAAGCUUGUUAUGAGAAAGUUGCUUGAACUUUUGUCUCCCUUUUAAAGGAACUGAUGUAUUACUUGUCUUGAAGGGCUCUUGUCCCACUCCUCACCAAUCUCAGUAGCUACUAAAUUACAAAUGGCUGCUGUCAUCACAUGCUGAAGAAAAUUUCUGAGGAGGCGAUACGUACUAUCUGAAGCAUAUCGUUGUGAAGAUGCAUGGAAUAAUCGGUUUUCCUCUCCAGUCAUCCAGAAAAUUAAAUUGGAUGAGAUGUACCACGAGUUGGAUAUAAGGUUGCAGCAAGAAGGAAAAGCUGCUGCUGUUGACAUUGAUCUGUUUGCAAAUGCUGUGAAGACUGAAGAACAUGCUGAUGAGUUGGAAGAUUUGGUUCAUAAGCUACGAUUAAGUGAAAACACAUCAUCUAUGUUACCUUCCACACCACAUGCUGUCAUUCGUAUCUUACUAGAACUUGGCAGACAUGAACAGCUGUUGAACAUUUUGAAUGACAGAAUUAACUAUGGAAUCUUCCCUGAUUAUUAUUGUUCAUGUUUGUUAAUGGAUACAUUCCUAAAAUCAGGAAAUUAUGCAGCUGCUGCAAAAGUUGCUGCAAUGGAAAUGCUACAGGAGGACUGGUCCAAUCCUCUUACUACACACCUUGCCCUCUAUUCGUGCCAUAUGUACUUAAAGGAUCCUGGGCCUGAACCUUGGAAAGAGGAGGUGGUGGAAGAAAAUGACACUGAAGAAGAGGUGAAAGUACGUGUAAAGUACAUACGAAACCCAUAUUUUGAUGACCAUUUUGAUCUACGUGAUCCUCAGCUCUUGCUCGGAAAGACUUUCGCUACCAUUGGCAUAGCUUUGUCUGAUUCUGUUGGAUACACAUACCAGUUAGUGGGUUGGGCACUAUAUAAAAAAUGGAACAAAGUUGUUAAAUGUCUGGAUGAAGUGUCAGAGAAAAAACAAACAGUAUUCAAUGAAGGGAUAAAAAUACUUGAACGUGAACUCCAGAAAAUGGAAAAGGAUCCAGAAAAACAGGACCCUGGAAGUAGUGUAAGAGAUACAUGCAUACAAAAAAUAGAAAACCUAAGAACUUUGGGCCUUGUUUCAAACGAGUGUUUACAUACAGCAGUCGUGAGUAAAGUUAAAGCUGUAGUGGCCGAGCAUGAGCAGCAGAUGAUAACUGCACAAUGUAGUGUAUAUAAGGAAUGGGAGAAGCUGCGUGAAGAAGUCCUCCAGAAAGAAUUGGACAAAGUGAAGACACAGAAAAGAUUGCAGCAAAUUCAAGAGGAAAAGGAGCGGCUAGCAAAACAAGAGGAGGAAUUAUUCUUUUUUGAUAAUUUACAGAAACUUAACCUUAUUAUAAAAGAAGCCAAGUCUGUACCAAAGGAGGAGGUAAAAAGGAAAGGGAAAAAGAAAGAAGACGACGAAAAUUACAUACCACCAGAAGUAACUAAAAGAAAAAAAUAAUGUGUGAAAAUUAUGAACAUUAAGCAAAUAAUUAAAGAAUGUCUUAAGUAGUAGUGUCAUGUUCAUUUUUAAUUCUGUAUAUCCUUCCUUCAUUUUCUUGUGAUUUCAAGUCUUUUUUCUUGGGCAGUGCUGUAUUGCUACAUAUAUGGAAUUAUAUCAGUAUGUGAUGCUAUCUUGACUUGAUAGAGAAUGUACUGAAACUAAGAAAAUAUAAAGAGCUAAUGUGAAGAUUGACAAAG
Molecule: messenger RNA, 1954 nt
Organism: Schistocerca cancellata (South American locust)
Lineage: Eukaryota; Metazoa; Arthropoda; Insecta; Orthoptera; Acrididae
Product: 28S ribosomal protein S27, mitochondrial-like
Exons: 8
Coding region: 522-1715 (397 amino acids)
Cellular component (GO): mitochondrion
Source: RefSeq, a predicted model, not a curated record